This is a messenger RNA of Tilletiopsis washingtonensis, 1407 nucleotides long. RefSeq lists its product as hypothetical. The transcript has 3 exons. NCBI's taxonomy places the organism in Eukaryota, Fungi, Basidiomycota, Exobasidiomycetes, Entylomatales. The record is from RefSeq and is a predicted model, not a curated record. Bases 58 to 1326 code for a protein of 422 amino acids.
CUUCUCACUUCGACCUCAGUUGCGCCCCUCGCUUCGCACUCGGGGCACGCGCCCAGCAUGACGACAUAUCCCGCCUUUCUCCACCCCGAUGCAGGCGCACAUCUCUCCGUGCGGCUCAACUUUGCGCCGCCCGCCGCACCGCAGCCCAGCGCUGGCGGCGUGCUGCACGUGCCCGUGCCGAGCGCCAGUGCGCCGUGGGUGCUGGAGCGUCCUGCGGCCUCCUCGGCCGAGGGCGCAGCGCAGCAGGGCGCAGCUUGGCGCGGCGAGCGUGCGCCGGCAAAGGAGACGGACUGGGUCGCGACGUGGGAUGAGGAGCGGCAGGCCUAUCUGCUGGCGCCGCUGCAGGCCACCUACACGCUGCGGCAUGACCGUACGCACUCUACGCUCUCCUCACAGGCGCGCGAGGUGCUCGCCGAUCCUCCUGCACCGUCGCCGUCCACCUCUACCCCGGCAGCAGGCAGCUCGCGGCCGCGCCGCGCAGCCGCAGGCCGCAACAGCGCUGGCGGCAGCGGCAGCGGCACGCCGCUGACGGCGGACAACAGCGGCAAGACGAAACAGCCAGCACCAGCAGAGCCGGAGAGAAGGUCAUCGCACGAGCGACGCGCUUCGGCUACUACGACGCGCAAGCGGGCGCUGGCGACGCUUGACGCUGAGGCGGCGGACAAGGAGGCUCCGACUGCACCACCGCCGCGCGAGGCACUGCGCCGCAGCUCUCGAGCAAGCGGCGCGGCAGCGAGUGCGGGGCCUGCGUCGGUGGAGAAGACGACGCCCUCUCGCUCUGGCGCCGCUUCGCCGCCGAAUGCGCUCGUAGCGGAGACGCGCACGUUGCGCCCGCGGGCCACUGGCGAGGCAAGCUCGACCGCUGCACCGAUUGCGGCGCCUGAGCCAGCCGAGGCCGGGGCCAUGUCCGACAGCGACGGCGCCGAGGAGUCAGACGACUCGCUGGCGCGCCAGCUGACGGCUGCGCUGGAGCAUGCGCACUCGGACGAGGACGAGGAGGAGGGCGCAGCCCUGUCAUCACGCGGCGUGUCGCCUAAGGCAUCUGCCGGGGGUCGCAACGCCGCGCUGGAGCUGACGGCGCCUGACACACCUGGCCGACCAUCCGCCUCGCUGCCAAGUCACAGCCAGAGCCAAGCAGCCGCAUGGGUGCCGCCGCCCACGCGCCGCACUGUGCCGGCGUACGCCGACGAGGAGGACUCCGGCUCGGAGAGCGAGGAGUGGGGGUCGGGCGAAGAGGAGGAAGAGGAGGACGACGAUGAUGACGAGGACCUCGUGGCGUUUGCCAAGAAGCUCGAGGAGGAGACACGGGCGCGCGAGCGCGGCUGAUAGCUGCGCUCAGUCUGAUGCGGAAACACACUACAUACCCUACACAUGACCCUCACGACGAAUCCAUCACCUGCUCUGCCU